This is a messenger RNA of Linum trigynum, 1884 nucleotides long. NCBI's taxonomy places the organism in Eukaryota, Viridiplantae, Streptophyta, Magnoliopsida, Malpighiales, Linaceae. The record is from the annotation of a GenBank genome assembly.
CAAACCAUUAAACAUGAUCAAGCUAUGCUUGACCCCAAAACCACAACAUAAAAAAAAAUGAAGCAACACCCCACUUGUGUGGAAGAAAUAUUUGUGCCCUUUCCACCCACUCCCCCUCUCCAAUAUAUAUAUAAUCUCUCCAAUUGGUUUCCUCACCAAUCUUGGCCUUCCUUCCUAACCCAAAACAAAAAAAAAAAAAAAACAAAAACAAAAAAAACCCACAAGCUCCAUUUUCUCUCUUCCAACACAAAAUCAAGGUGGGAAGAAAUUUAAUUAGUGAAACCAUGCAAGAGAAGAUCAUCAUGAAGGUGAAGAAAGGGUGGCUAGCGGUUCAAGUUGGUUUGGAAGAAGAAGGUUACAAUUCAUCGAGGAGAUUUCUGAUCCCAAUCUCCUACCUCUACCAUCCAUUGUUGAAGAAUCUUCUGGACAAGGCACAUGAAGUGUUUGGGUACCACGCCGCCGGCCCACUGAGGCUCCCUUGCUCGGUGGACGAUUUCCUCCACCUCCGGUGGGAGAUUGAGAGGGAACAGACGGCGGAUCACGGCCAUAGCCACCGCCGCCGCCGCCGCCACCACCAUCAUCAUCAUCUAACGACGGCGUUUUCGUUUCACUCUUGUUAACAAGAGUUUCUUGUUUCUAAGUAUAUGUAAUUUGAUAUAUCAUGUUGGGUUACUUACUGGACGCGGUUUUUAUGGUUCGAUAAGUCUCGUGUUCAAGCGGAAGUAAAACCUAGAUGAUUGGUAUCGGUCGGAAUUAUGAAUGUUUUUCAACAUCUUAAAUUAUCGGGAUAAUCUAGUUCCUGUUGACAACAACGAUAUCGAUUUCUCGGCAAUACAAAAUAAAACACGAGAUCCUAGAGAGUGAUAUUGAGUGGAAACUCGGAGUCAGAAGGGCAUAUACUCUGGUUGCGGUCCAGGUUUACUUUCGGAAACAAGUGUGCAUUGGUGAGACAUGUAAGGUUUGAUUCUCGCUAUAUUAGGUAUACGGGAAUAUGAUUCUGGUUUGAACGGUUUUACUUGAAUCAUAUUUUACGAUAUCGGAUUGUUGGGUAUGUUUGUUGUGGUUUGUGUGUUGAACUCCAAAUAAUCUUAGCCGGAGUCUCGUGGUGGAGGUUUGUUCUCGACCACAUUGUUUAUCAAGUCGAUCAUAAGAUUGGUCAUGAGACCAAAUUCGCAGGUUAUGUAUCCCUUAAAAUUAGUAUGUCAUGAACACAAUCUUAUGGAUUGGGUCAUCCCAAUCAUGGUUUAGUUUUCAGGUUAAACUAUAAAUGGAUAACCUUUUUUUUUUUUUUUACAUUCGUACUUCUUUGCUAUCGUCGUUUUUUAUGCUCAUGUGUUCCUGCUUAUGGAAUAUUCAAUGUCUUUUGUCAUAGUUACCAAUAAAAGACUUCAUAAAGCUCUGAUGGAUUAGCCUUUAAUACGUUUUUGCAGAAAGAGAAGUAGACUGCCUAAUUGACCUUAUAAUUGGCUUUGAUCUAAUGUGAUCAUCCUAAUUUGUGAUCAAUUUUGUAGUCUACCGUAAAUCCAAACCAAACUCCAAACAGCAUUAACUUGGGCUUUGAUAUUAGUCAUCGUUGCAAGCUCCUGUCUUUAUCGUUAUUAUAACUUAACUAAUCUUCACCUAUAAUUUGAAGUUUGAACUACAUUGAAAAGAGUUAGUUUCGUAUUCAUCCAGUCUAUUCAGUAGUAGAAGAAGAAAAUACCCAUCUUUCUACGUGUAAUUUCCAGAUCCAUUAAUCGAGCAAAAAAGAACACUACUAAUAGUCUAAUACACAUGAGAGGAUGAUGUGUUCUUGAGAUCGACCCCCUUAAUUAACCCAUUUGAAUUGAUAGAAUUACUGUAGAAAAUGCUGACUUUCACGCGAAAUUAAGAUAAGAAUUUCAU